Molecule: messenger RNA, 1773 nt
Organism: Neltuma alba
Lineage: Eukaryota; Viridiplantae; Streptophyta; Magnoliopsida; Fabales; Fabaceae
Product: probable WRKY transcription factor 47
Exons: 6
Coding region: 121-1599 (492 amino acids)
Biological process (GO): regulation of DNA-templated transcription
Molecular function (GO): DNA-binding transcription factor activity; sequence-specific DNA binding
Source: RefSeq, a predicted model, not a curated record
UCCUUCAGGAGUCGGGGUGGCGUGGCGCAUUUAAACCUUCUUGGCUCUUGCUGUGAACUGAGAAGGCUUAAAUCAAUUCAAUUCAACCAUUUCGCUACAGCUCUUCUCUUCUCACUGGAAAUGGAAAACCAACGACGCCGCCGUGAAUUGAGCUCCAUUAGCUCCGGCGACUUUCUCCGGCAGAAUUUAGAUCCAAUGAGCACCGACCCCACCGAUCGUCCUAUCAUCAAAGAAAUGGAUUUCUUCUCUUCUGCUUCACCCGUUAAAUCUUUUGAGACCAGAAAUCACCAGCCCCAAGAUCCCCACGACCGGAUCAAUCACGACGGAUCAUCAAGUGCUCCCUUACCUGAUCGCCCCGUCAACACUGGACUGAAUUUGAACUGUGCAAGUCCUGGAAUGCCAAGAUCAGAAAAGGAGAUGCUCAAUACUGAACCAAGUUUGAGUGCACUUCAAGGGGAAUUGCGGAGGCUGCAUGAAGAGAAUCAGAAGUUGAAAAAUAUGCUGGAACAGAUUAACCAGCUGCAGGCACAUCUGUUCAUCGCUUUGUAUGAACAAAAGGCUCAGAAGGUUGACGCAAAUGGUAUGUUGUCGGGACAAGAGAAAAUAUUGGACCCACGGGCGUCUACCAAAUUACACGUCAACAAUUCGGUUUCAGACGUCGAUAAGACUGGAGAGCUUUCAGUCUCUCCUUCAUCAAACAACGCGGAGGUAAUGUCAAAGCAACGUGACCACCGCAGCUAUCAGUCACCUAAACUUCACGGAAAGGAAGCAGCUUGUCCUGAAAAUGUUUCCACGUCGCAAGAUCUCAAAAGCGAAGAACCAAAGGCGGACCUUCAUUUCAGAAAAGCCAGGGUUUCCGUACGUGCAAGAUCAGAAGCUCUUCUGAUUAGUGAUGGAUGUCAGUGGAGGAAAUAUGGUCAAAAAAUGGCCAAAGGUAACCCUUGUCCUCGCGCCUACUAUCGUUGUACCAUGGCCGUUGGAUGCCCCGUUCGUAAGCAGGUGCAGAGAUGUGCGGAAGACAAGACGGUGUUGAUAACAACGUAUGAAGGGAAUCACAACCACCCUCUCCCACCGGCGGCCACCGCGAUGGCAAAUACGACAUCGGCAGCCGCAGCGAUGCUUCUAUCAGGUUCAACCGUGAACAGUGAAGCCUUAACAAAUUCAGGUGGAGGGCACUUGUCUUCUAUGCCCUACGCUUCAAUGGCAACCCUAUCAGCCUCUGGACCGUUCCCUACUAUCACUUUGGACUUGACUCGGACCCCCAGAAGCGCGCAGCUUCACCGGUCACCGUCCAAUGGGGUUACGUUUCCUCUACCGUUGCACGGUCACCCACUGCAGCAAAUGGGGCAGUCUAUGUUGUUUCCUCAUCAGAAGCCACAGUUAGGGCAGCAACGAGAGCCUUCUAUGGUGGAGACGAUGAGUGCAGCCAUUGCCUCCGAUCCCAACUUCACUGCGGCGCUGGCGGCGGCAAUCUCGUCUAUCUUUGGGAGUAAUGUGGAUAGCGAUGGUGGGAGUGGAAAUGGAAAUGCUAUUCCCCUUCUUGGGAUUUCUCCGUCGACUCAGCUUCCUCCGUCCUGCACUACAUUCUCCACCAACUAGUAUGCGCAUUAGAACAAACAGGGGGCCUGAUUUUUAUAUGUACAGAUACAAGAGAGGAGUAUAAUGGCGCAACUUUAUUAUUUUUGAAAAUAAAAGUUUACAUGUAAGGAAAAGGUUAUGACAUAUCAUCAAGCUCUCAGUCUCACAGCUAUACGAGGUACGUAAUCCAUGAAA